Molecule: messenger RNA, 2096 nt
Organism: Peromyscus leucopus (white-footed mouse)
Lineage: Eukaryota; Metazoa; Chordata; Mammalia; Rodentia; Cricetidae
Product: RNA polymerase-associated protein RTF1 homolog
Cellular component (GO): Cdc73/Paf1 complex
Molecular function (GO): DNA binding; RNA polymerase II C-terminal domain phosphoserine binding
Source: RefSeq, a predicted model, not a curated record
CGCGCAUGCGCGGUCGCCUUUGUGUGGGUCGAGCGGCGGCGGCGGCGGCGGUGGCGGCAGUGGCGGUCCCACUGGCAGGCGGGCAAGAGGGGAGUCCCGGCGGCGUCCGGCGUGGGAGCCGGGGGACCACCAUGGUAAAGAAGCGGAAAGGCCGUGUCGUAAUCGACUCGGAUACGGAAGACAGCGGCAGCGACGAGAACCUGGAUCAGGAGCUCUUGUCCCUGGCGAAGCGGAAGCGCAGUGACUCUGAGGAGAAGGAGCCUCCUGUGAGUCAGCCUGCAGCCUCGUCAGACUCAGAGACGUCGGACAGUGACGAUGAGUGGACAUUUGGGAGCAAUAAAAAUAAGAAGAAAGGAAAAGCCAGAAAAAUAGAGAAGAAAGGAACCAUGAAGAAGCAAGCCAACAAAACUGCCUCCUCAGGCAGUUCAGACAAAGACAGUUCAGCUGAGAGCUCAGCUCCUGAGGAAGGUGAAGUGUCAGAUUCUGACAGCAACAGCUCCUCUUCGAGUUCAGAUUCAGACUCCUCCUCAGAAGAUGAAGAGUUCCACGAUGGCUAUGGAGAGGAUCUUAUGGGGGAUGAGGAAGACAGGGCCCGGCUAGAGCAGAUGACGGAGAAGGAGAGGGAGCAGGAACUCUUCAACCGCAUAGAGAAGAGGGAGGUGUUGAAAAGAAGGUUUGAAAUUAAGAAAAAACUAAAAACAGCUAAAAAGAAAGAAAAGAAAGAAAAAAAGAAAAAGCAGGAAGAAGAACAAGAGAAGAAAAAGCUGACUCAGAUUCAAGAAUCUCAGGUAACUUCCCACAAUAAAGAGCGGCGUUCCAAACGGGAUGAGAAACUAGAUAAGAAAUCUCAAGCCAUGGAGGAGCUAAAAGCAGAGAGAGAAAAACGGAAGAACAGAACAGCUGAGCUCCUUGCCAAAAAACAGCCAUUGAAAACCAGUGAGGUCUACUCUGAUGAUGAGGAGGAGGAAGACGACGACAAGUCCAGUGAGAAAUCAGACCGCUCAUCCCGAACAUCGUCAUCUGACGAAGAAGAAGAGAAAGAAGAAAUCCCUCCAAAAUCACAGCCAGUCUCCUUACCUGAGGAAUUGAAUCGAGUUCGGUUAUCAAGGCAUAAGUUAGAACGCUGGUGUCACAUGCCCUUCUUUGCUAAAACUGUCACAGGCUGUUUUGUGCGGAUUGGCAUUGGAAACCACAAUAGCAAGCCAGUAUACCGGGUGGCUGAGAUCACAGGUGUUGUGGAGACUGCCAAAGUUUACCAGCUGGGUGGUACCAGAACAAACAAAGGGCUGCAGCUACGGCAUGGCAAUGACCAGCGAGUGUUCCGCCUGGAGUUUGUGUCAAACCAAGAAUUCACAGAAAGUGAAUUCAUGAAGUGGAAGGAAGCAAUGUUUUCUGCUGGCAUGCAGUUGCCCACUCUAGAUGAAAUCAAUAAAAAGGAACUAUCUAUUAAAGACGCUCUCAAUUAUAAAUUUAAUGAUCAGGACAUUGAGGAGAUCGUAAAAGAGAAAGAAAGGUUCAGAAAAGCUCCACCAAACUAUGCCAUGAAGAAGACUCAGCUGCUAAAGGAAAAGGCCAUGGCUGAGGACCUGGGAGAUCAGGACAAAGCCAAACAAAUCCAAGACCAGCUAAAUGAGCUGGAGGAGCGGGCAGAAGCCCUGGACCGCCAGCGAACCAAGAACAUAUCUGCGAUCAGCUACAUCAACCAGCGGAAUCGGGAGUGGAACAUUGUGGAGUCUGAGAAGGCUCUGGUGGCUGAAAGUCACAACAUGAAAAACCAGCAGAUGGAUCCCUUUACUAGGAGGCAGUGCAAACCCACCAUCGUGUCCAAUUCCAGAGACCCAGCUGUUCAGGCUGCCAUUUUGGCCCAGCUAAAUGCGAAAUACGGUUCUGGAGUAUUACCAGAUGCUCCAAAGGAAAUGAGCAAGGGUCAGGGAAAGGAUAAAGAUUUGAAUUCUAAGUCAGCCAGUGACCUCUCAGAAGACUUGUUCAAAGUCCAUGAUUUUGAUGUGAAGAUUGACUUACAGGUUCCAAGCUCAGGUGUGUGUGUGUGUAUGUUGGGACUUAGAAGGGACACCAGAUAGAUUUGUGGGUCUCUC